CCCGCCCCGUUCCCGUCCGCGUUCCCCCUUUCUCCUCUCUCCCCCCGCACCGAGCGCUUGGCGGCGGCGGCGUAGCUCAGUCCUGUUCGUGUUGGCGGCGGCGCCUCCUCGGGCUCGGCGACAUGGAGUGCGCUGCGGCGGGGGCUGAGUUCAACAUCCUUCUCGCCACUGACUCCUACAAGGUUACACACUACAAGCAAUAUCCACCUAAUACAAGCAAAGUAUAUUCCUACUUUGAAUGUCGUGAAAAGAAGACUGAAAAUUCCAAAUUAAGGAAAGUGAAAUAUGAAGAAACUGUUUUUUACGGCUUGCAGUACAUACUGAAUAAAUAUUUAAAAGGUAAAGUGGUGACCAAAGAGAAAAUCAAGGAAGCCAAAGAAGUAUAUAGGGAGCAUUUUCAAGAUGAUGUCUUCAACGAAAAGGGAUGGAACUACAUUCUGGAGAAAUAUGAUGGCCAUCUUCCUAUAGAAAUAAAGGCUGUUCCUGAGGGCUCUGUAAUUCCCAGAGGAAAUGUUCUUUUCACAGUAGAAAACACAGAUCCAGAGUGCUACUGGCUCACAAAUUGGAUUGAGACUAUUCUCGUCCAGUCGUGGUAUCCAAUCACAGUGGCUACAAACUCAAGAGAACAGAAAAAGAUUUUGGCCAAGUAUUUGCUAGAGACAUCUGGCAGCUUAGAAGGACUGGAGUAUAAACUGCAUGACUUUGGCUACAGAGGAGUUUCUUCACAAGAGACGGCAGGAAUAGGAGCUUCAGCUCAUUUGGUAAACUUCAAAGGAACCGACACUGUAGCAGGAAUUGCAUUAAUUAAAAAGUACUAUGGUACAAAAGAUCCAGUUCCAGGAUAUUCUGUUCCAGCAGCUGAACACAGUACCAUAACAGCCUGGGGUAAAGAUCAUGAAAAAGAUGCUUUUGAACACAUAGUGAUGCAGUUUUCUUCAGUGCCUGUAUCUGUGGUUAGUGACAGCUACGACAUUUACAAUGCUUGUGAAAAAAUAUGGGGUGAUGACUUAAGGCAUAUAAUUGAAGGCCGGAGUCCAGAGGCACCACUUAUUAUUCGACCAGAUUCUGGGAACCCCCUUGACACUGUUUUAAAGGUCUUGGAGAUCUUAGGGAAGAAGUUUCCCAUUACAGAGAACUCAAAAGGCUACAAGUUGCUGCCACCAUAUCUCAGAGUUAUUCAAGGGGAUGGUGUGGAUAUCAACACAUUGCAAGAGGGGAUGCUGGUAGAACAGAUUGUGGAAGGAAUGAAGAAGAAUAAAUGGAGUAUUGAGAACAUUGCCUUUGGAUCUGGUGGAGCUUUAUUGCAGAAACUAACCAGAGAUCUCUUAAACUGUUCCUUCAAAUGUAGUUACGUUGUAACCAACGGUCUCGGGGUAAACGUUUUCAAGGAUCCAGUUGCAGAUCCAAACAAAAGGUCGAAGAAAGGACGACUGUCACUGCAUAGAACACCUGCUGGAGAUUAUGUGACACUUGAAGAAGGCAAGGGAGAUCUUGAAGAGUAUGGACAGGAUCUCCUUCAUACAGUAUUUAAGAAUGGAAAGGUAACGAAGUCAUAUUCAUUUGAUGAAGUAAGACAAAAUGCCAGACUGAAGAACAGUGAAAUAGAAAUGGCGUCUCACUAAGUUUCAUUCCAUGUCAGUAUAUGUGUGUGUGUGUAACAAGUAUGUACUGCAUAGCUACUGGGUUUCUUGUACAGAUUUGUGUGUUUGUGUUUUAUGACAUUGUAGCCAAAUUAUUUGUUGGUUUAUGGACAUACUGCCCUAUCUUUUGCCAGUCUUUAGAGAAGAUGAAAUCAGGAAAUGGUACUUGCAUUGUAAAACAUGUGUAAUGCUAAAGUGUGCUUUUUAGGGCCCUUUGCCAGUAGUGAUUCAAUCUGGUAUUGAUCUUUUCACAAAUGAGACAGAGCUGAGAAACUUUUUUAUAUAUAAAACAGAAUAUCACAAAAAGGAUUUACAUAAAAUUAUCAUGAUUGCUUUAUGUUUAUAUUUAACUUGUAUUUUUGUACAAACAAGAUUGUGUAAAAUAUAUUUAAAGUUUCAAUAAUUAAGUCUUUCCAACUUUUCAUGAUUUUUAUGAGCACAGACUUUCAAGAAAAUACUUGGUGGGAGGGGGAAUCCAUUGCCUUUUGUCCAUUAAUCAGCAAAUAAAACAUGGCCUUAAAGUUUGUUGUGACAUCGUACCAUUUGACAACUAAAUCAGGACUCGUAUCUCCUUAAGAUCCCAUAGAAUUGCUGACCUCACUGUUUCUUGUAGUUGUCUGUAUUAGUAAAUCUACAUUAAAGAAAAUUACUGUUCGUACUAGAAGGUUUAGGUACUACAGACCUUGCUGGCACGGUAAGGUAUGUAAAUGAAAUGCCAAAUUUGUAAGGAUUCUCUACUGCAACUGAACUUGCCAAGUCUAUCCUACUUGGCAUAUGCACCUCAAUAUUUUAAGAGUAAAAUUUUUAAGAUAUCUCCUCUUCCACGCUAGAAUAUAUGUGUAAAAUACUGAAAUAUGGAAGCGGUGUAUUUUAAAGUAAUUACACUUCUGGGUUUAUUUUUCAUAUACUGUAAGUGACAUGACUUUAAAGCAAAAUACUGGACUGGGUAGUGCACUUUUUUACUUUUUUGUAUUUUUUUCAUUGAUUUGCCUUUUGUCAGACUGGAUGUUAAAUUGUAAAAAUGUUUAACUAUUUUUGUUAACGACUUUAAUAAAACUUUAUGCUAGCCAAAC
Messenger RNA from Dryobates pubescens (Downy woodpecker), 2713 nucleotides. RefSeq names its product nicotinamide phosphoribosyltransferase (gene NAMPT). Bases 123 to 1622 code for a protein of 499 amino acids. The record is from RefSeq and is a predicted model, not a curated record. Gene Ontology annotation, biological process: NAD+ biosynthetic process. NCBI's taxonomy places the organism in Eukaryota, Metazoa, Chordata, Aves, Piciformes, Picidae. The transcript is spliced from 12 exons. Gene Ontology annotation, molecular function: nicotinamide phosphoribosyltransferase activity.